AUGAACCCUGAAAAGAACCUUCCACGAUUCGAAUAUCCCGCCUUCAAUCCUUUGCAAUACGAAUAUCUUGCGGUCCAAGACGGUGAUGGCGAUGCUGAUUCAUCGGGGAUCCAAUACCUCUUUGCCCUCGACCUCCGCGAAUGCCUUCAUCUGCUGCCCCGCUUCAUUGGAAGCAUCAGUAACUCCCAUGACGGCACAGCUGAGGUCCUGGAGGCAUUGCGUCCGGAGCUUGAUGCCCUGACCACAGCAUACUACUUCAAAUCGAACGACAUCAACCGGAAGCAAGGAGCCCGCAUUGAGAAGCUCGCCGAACUCCGCAAUCUGGCGCUGCAACCCAUGCUCGACCCUAAGGACUCGAAGCUCUAUCCCGCCGAAGCAAACAUGACUGUUAUUUUCCUUAACGAUGUUGCCGCUUGCACAGAUGAUAUUCUUGAUAUAGUUAUCAAGCCCGGCAUGCCUGUUUUGUGGGGCUUUUAUACCAAGCAAUGGUGGCACGGAAGGUCUCGAGGUCUUUGUUCGAAAACCUCGUCAAAGCUCUUAACGUGAACCCACUACCAAACCCAAGGGGUAAAAGCAGAGAAGCCCAUCGUAUCCUUCUACCAUCUUCAUGAUCUUCCGAGCCUCAGAUAUUUCCCUCGCGAAUGCCUUCCUCGCUUUAGGAGUGUCUUCGAUGCCACGACCUGCUAACACAGCUGAUAUACAACUUCCGCUUGCUCGAUGUCGAUGUUGAUUUUCUUUCAUGACUUUGGAAAGCCGAAAACUGGCUGACAUGCCCAAAACGGGGUACAAAAUACUGAGAUUUUGUG
This is a messenger RNA of Neurospora tetraspora, 806 nucleotides long. RefSeq names its product cryptococcal mannosyltransferase 1-domain-containing protein. Lineage: Eukaryota; Fungi; Ascomycota; Sordariomycetes; Sordariales; Sordariaceae. The transcript has 4 exons. The record is from RefSeq and is a predicted model, not a curated record. Bases 1 to 546 code for a protein of 181 amino acids.